Molecule: messenger RNA, 1514 nt
Organism: Panicum virgatum (switchgrass)
Lineage: Eukaryota; Viridiplantae; Streptophyta; Magnoliopsida; Poales; Poaceae
Product: protein G1-like1
Exons: 2
Coding region: 345-1181 (278 amino acids)
Biological process (GO): response to light stimulus; mRNA transcription
Cellular component (GO): nucleus
Source: RefSeq, a predicted model, not a curated record
GCCGCGUCCCCUUCUCCCUCCUCGCCUUUCCCCCUCCUCCCUCCGCUGCAGCUCCGUCCUCGCCUCCACUGUCUAGCUAGCUCUAGCAGCCUCCCAGCUAUAUACGCGCCCCCCACCCACCCUACCGCCUCCCCACACCCGUCCUCCUCGCUCCUCGACCACCGCCGCCGCUCGCCUCCUGCUGCAGGCUCUCGCCAGAAAGGGAAACCGCAUCUGCUGCUUCGGCGCGCCGCCCCUGAUCGACGGCCAGAGCGGGGGGUGUGGUGACGAGACGAGGUCGGCCGGCCGGCCGGCGCGCAGAUCUGAGGCGUGAGCAGCUAGCGCGGAGGGAGCUGAGGUGCGUCAUGCAGGGCGGAGGCGCGGCCGACAGCCCCGGCGCGGCGGCGGGCGGGAACGCGCCGCGGCCGAGCCGGUACGAGUCGCAGAAGCGCCGGGACUGGCACACCUUCGGGCAGUACCUGCGCAACCACCGGCCGCCGCUGGAGCUGGCGCGCUGCAGCGGCGCGCACGUCCUCGAGUUCCUGCGCUACCUCGACCAGUUCGGCAAGACCAAGGUCCACGCGCCGGGCUGCCCCUUCUUCGGCCACCCGUCGCCGCCCGCGCCGUGCCCGUGCCCGCUCCGCCAGGCGUGGGGCAGCCUCGACGCGCUCGUCGGCCGCCUCCGCGCCGCCUUCGAGGAGCACGGGGGUCGCCCCGAGGCCAACCCCUUCGGCGCGCGCGCCGUGCGCCUCUACCUCCGCGAGGUCCGCGACAGCCAGGCCAAGGCGCGCGGCAUCGCCUACGAGAAGAAGCGCCGGAAGCGCCCCUCCUCCUCGUCCCAGCACUCCCAGCAGCAGCAGCAAGCCGCCGCGACUCCCCCGCCCCAGGCUGCCGCUCCCGCCUCCUCGCCGGCUCUGUCGGACGAGGCGACUGAGAGGGCCACGGCCACCGAAGCGCGGGCGCACGCCGUGCACCAGCACCACCACUUCCUGCACGGCUUCAUCCCGCACCCGCAGUUCCUGCACGGCUUCAGCCUGGUGCCGGGCGGCCACCCCAAAGCGGUCGCUGCUGGCAAUGGCAGCAGCAGCGGCAGCAGCGCCGGCGCCGGCGCCGGCAGCGGGGACGAGAUAGCGCUGGCGAUGGCGGCGGCGGCGGAGGCGCACGCGGCGGGGUGCAUGCUGCCGCUCUCAGUGUUCAACUAGCCGUGUAGCCGAAUCGAGGUACUAGGUCUUAAACAAUGGAUGAAUUACUCAUCGUCGGAGGUUUAUCUAGUGUUAAGAUCGAUCUCGUCGUGAUAGAUCGAUCAACACGCGUACUUGCUGCAGCUGUUCUUAAGGAUUUUCUACCCGAUCUCUUUUGGUUGGUUACAUGCAUUUCCUGCUGUUCUAGCUGCUCAGCUCUGCUGGGAAAUAGUAGUAGGUGUACUUGGUACUGUAGGGUUUCCUGGAUCCUGCUUGGUUUGUGUAUGCAAUGCAAUGAAGAUGGGAGAUAAUAUAAUGGAAGGCUUAAUUACCAGGCUUCUCUUUCUGGACUAA